ACAUCAACGUCAUAUGAUUCAUAAAGCCAGGCUGCCCUGUUCCAAUAUGGUGGUCAGCUUGGCGGAGCUGCGUCUCCCGUUGAUCAUCUCACUCUUGUGCGGUUUCGGAACCUGCAGCCAGGAAGAAACGCAGGUUUUCGGGCUGCGCCUGGAGGACGCCAGCGACCGGGUGUACAUGCGCGAAGGGGUCAUCAUAGCUCCGCACGGGUCCACUUUCAAACUCAGAUUAUUUGGGUCCAAUCUGGUCAAUGAGAGCUGGUCGUGGGUCGCGUUCGCCGCCGCUGGAGGUGGUUCGAAUGACCCGUGCGCGCAGGAGGAGCUCCGCAGGGCCGCUGCGUUCAAGGUGUUUGGACAGUUUGAGUCGGACGGGGAGAAUAACGGGCUCAUAGAGGUCCGAACCGAGAAUGCAUCAUCCCAAUCUGAGAAUAAGGAUGCAGCGUCAGUAUUCCAUCAUGUGUGUGUCUUAAAGGGCCAGACAUGGGUGACGUUUGGGUUGGACAAGUUGCUUAUAAAGGACCCGGAUUUGCCAUCCGAUUACAUUCCAAUUUGGGGUCUGGUUUUGGUUGUUGUGAUGCUGGUUUUGAUUUGCAGUGUGGUCAGAUGCUUGAAUCUGAGUUUGCUGUGGAUGGAUCCAUUGGAGCUGUAUGUUCUGCAUAGCUGUGGUUCAGAAGACGAAAAGCGGGCAGCCAAGCGCCUCAAGCCCAUUAGGAGGCGAGGAAAUGUUCUGGUUUGUUCCCUGUUGUUCAUUUGUGCACUGGGUCAUUCGGUGCUUGGUGUGCUGUUGUACCGCCUAUAUGGGUCCAUCUUACCUGCAGUGUUCACGAGUGGCUUCCUAAUAUUUGUUCUUGCAGAGUUGGUACCCCAUAUAAUAUGUUCUGGCUAUGGUUUCCAAAUGGCACCAGGUUUGAUAUGGCUGGCCCAGAUCUGUCUCAUUUUUACGUGUCCGCUUAGUUGUCCUCUUGGGCUCAUUUUGGACUUGGUCCUGCGCCGUGAUGUGAGCACCUGUGGCAUCCGUGAAAAAACCAUGGAAAUGAUUCGGACUAGUGUGAAUGAUCCUUAUAAUGAGUUUGUCAAGGUGGAGUUCAGCAAGGGGGCUCUCAGGACCAAAACUGUGGAGGAUAUCUUGACGCCCUUGAAAGAGUGUUUCAUGCUACCCUCCACGGCCAUGCUGGACUUCAGCACUAUGUCAGAGAUCAUGCAGAGCGGAUAUACUCGGGUUCCUGUGUAUGAUGAGGAAAGGUCCAAUAUUGUGGAAAUCCUCUAUGUGAAAGACCUGGCAUUGGUUGAUCCAGAAGAUCGCACCCCCAUGACCACCAUCACAAAGUUUUACAAUCAUCCACUGCAUUUUGUUUUUAAUGACACCAAGCUGGAUGCAAUGCUGGAGGAGUUCAAAAAAGGAAACUCCCACCUGGCUAUCGUUCAGAAGGUGAAUAAUGAAGGAGAAGGAGAUCCGUUUUAUGAGGUACUCGGGCUUGUCACGCUGGAGGACGUUAUUGAGGAGAUCAUCAAAUCUGAGAUCCUGGACGAGUCUGAUGGUUACAUGGACAUGAAGGUGAAACGUCCAACAGCCCCACUGGAGAUCCCCCUGGAGCCCCGCAGUGUGCAUGAGGAGUUCUCCCUAUUUAAAACGCCCGAGGGCGAGCCGAAGAUACGCACCUCGCCUCAACUGCUGCUGGCAACCCACCGUUUCCUGUCCAGAGAGGUGGAACAUUUCUGCCCACAGCGCGUGUCUGAGAGAGUUUUAUUUCAUUUGCUGCGGCACCCGAGUGUCAACCAAGAUGUGAGGUUUGACCCAGGGAACCGACUUAGUCCUGAUCACUACCUCUACACACGGAACCACCCUGUGGACUAUUUCAUUCUUCUGCUCCAGGGCCGUGUGGAGGUGGAGAUCGGGAAAGAGGGUUUAAAGUUUGAGAACGGUGCUUUCACCUAUUACGGCGUAUCAGCACUCACAGCUCCCUCCUCAGUCCACCAGUCUCCAGUCUCAACACAGCGUCAGUCCCCCAGAGACCCCUUUGAAAUGGCAGACGCCACCAGCCCGUCCAGCUACUGUCCCGACUACACAGUAAGAGCCCUCACGGACCUACAGUUCAUCAAGGUGACCCGUUUGCAGUACAUAAAUGCCUUGAUGGCCUCCCGGGUGGCACAGAGUCCCGAGCCCCCUGAAAUAAAGAUCCUACCCAACAGUCAAACAAAACUCCUGAACGAAAAAAACACUACACAAGAGUUUCAGCUACACUUUUCAUUCUUUGACGCAAUUGACAACUACUGUUAGUGUUCUUUGCAUGAGGUGCGAGCAAGAGCCAGGAAUCUAGGUCAGACGAGGAGCCUCACAGCCAGAGAGGAGCUUUUUGACCUUCUAGCUGAACUUUCUCCAGAACUCACAAGGAUUUUAUUAUGACAACUAAUUUGUUUUUGUCGUCUUAAAGGGAUAGUUCACCCAAAAAUAAAAAUUAUAUCAUUUACUCACUUCGUGUUGUUACAGUCCAGGGACACAGAAAGACAUUUUAGGGCUUUAGUCACCAUUCACUUUAUUGUAAAGAGAGAAAAAAAUGCAAUGAAAGUGAAUGGUGACUGAGAACAUCUCCUUUUGAGUUCCACUUAAGAUAGAAAGUCAUAUGGGUUUGGAACAGCAUGUUGAGUACAUAAUGACAGAAUUGUUAUUUUUGAGUGAACUAAUCGCUUUAAAUUAUUAUUUUACUCCUGUAUUGCAGUGAUUGAGCCAGAUGGGGGGAAAUUAUGUUCAGAACAUGUAAUGCUGGUCACAUGGGAACUUUUCUUACUAUUGUACUUAAUUAGUAAUUCCCUCAGAUGUCACUUCCUCUAAGCAUUUCUUUUAAAUUCAGAUAUUUCUUUAAGUUGUGUACUUUGCAAUUGUCCUCUAAAUGUAAUGAUGGUGUGCCAAUCCGUGCUGUAUUAUAGAGGCAGUCUUAAUGCUUCCAGUGUUACAGGCUGGAAUUGUCUCCAAUGUGUCCAUAUUUGUAAAGCCCUAAUGUGCCAAAAUUCAGAGUGAAAGAGAUAUAGCAGGAGAAGAGAGCAUCCUGAAAAUACUUCUAGAAAUAGUUAAUAUGAUUUUAAUUUUUACAUGAUUUUUUUUUAUCUUUUGUUAUUGAUUUUGCUUUUAUGUAACAGCAGUUCUUUGGGACUCCGGUUGUCCAAUUCCAAGUCAAAAACACAGUUAAAGUAUCAUAAAAUGAGUCCAAACAACAUAUAUGCGCUGUAUUCCAAGUCUUAAAGCCAUAGGACAGCAUUUGUGUGAGGAACAGACCAAAAUGUCUUAAAAUAAUGACAAGUUCAAUACAAGUUAAGCUCAAUUGGCAGCAUUUGUGGCAUAGUGUUGAUUAUCAGCAAUAAUAAUUUCAUCUCAUCCCUCAUUUAUUUAAAAUUAAAUUAAAAAUCUUUGUUACCUUAACAAUGGAGUGAAUGGGGCCAAUCCAUAAACGCUAAAAUACACACUAUAUUAAAAGUAUAUUAACAAGACGUAAACAUUGUGCAUGUUAACAUGAUUUUAGUAUGAUAAUUCGCUCACUAACCUCAUCAGUGUAAGGUUAUAUCCAAUAUUACAACUUCUUUGCCAUGAUGACAUAAUGCCGGUAAACCCUGUAAGGGAUUUCAUCACAAUAAAUAGUGUAGAACAGAGAUUUUAUCCCACUAAAAUCCUGUCAACAUUUAUAAUGUUUACGUCUUGUGGCUUUACUUUAGAAACGGUGAGUAUUUUAGCAUUUUAGAGUAUUUAUGGAGGGAGAUCAGUCUGUUUAUGGACUGGCCCCAUUCACUUCCAUUGUAAAUGUCUUUGAUCGAAACCUCUUUAUAUAUAUAUAUAUAUAUAUAUAUAUAUAUAUAUAUAUAUAUAAUCUAGGGACGUCUUGCAGUGUUAUCACAUAUGUUUUAGAUGCAGGGGCGUAGCAUUCAUUUACUCGGGAUUGGACAUGUCCCCCUUACUUUUGGGAAUGUCUACAAUGGUCCCAUAGGUAAUCAUUACUUUUUAAAGACCCAUGCCUUAAUGUUUAGUGCCUGCGUCAAAUCUCAAAACUCCCAAAAGCAUAAUUUUGAAAGUGACUUCAUGCUUAUUGCUGCCACCUGGUCUCGUAGAAUCUUUCAUUACUAUAUAAAUCUUACUAUACCUACAUUUUUGCAAAAAGGAGUUUUUCCGUGGCUCGUUGUAUAUUGUGCCAGUCUUCUGGUGAAGUUAACACGAGGCACUAAAACAACAACUUCUGUUCACUUUCACUCAGAUUACGAGUAAAACAGCACGUUAGCUUAACUGAUUGAGCAUUGCACUUGCAAUGUAAAGGACAGAGGUACGAGUCCCUUAGAGCACUUGAGCCGAAAGUGUCAUAGAAGCAGCACCAAAUCACGACGUUGCUUCAGCAAUUCUUUUUCAUCUCACAUUUGCUUUUAUGAUAUUAGCGGUUAGGUUUAGGUUUCAGGAUUAGUGUAGGGACAUAGGCUUUGUUGAUUUAAAACUCUAUAGAUUUCUGAGUGCAACCCAAACCCGUCCAGUUUUGCGAGACACUUGCACACUUGAUAUGUACACCACCAUUCGUAAUUCUCUAUGCCGUGCGGUACGUCCAAAACAACAAUGCUUCCAUGUCACAAUAUUUACAGCAUGCAUGCAUUUUGAUUCACUAUUUGAGAAACAUGUCAAUAAUAUUAGGUGACUAGAUACCUUGCAUGACUGUAGCAAUCUAGCUAACAGUAUAAGCGUAAAAAACAUCGCAAACUUUUUCCAUACCAUUGAUAUAGACUGGAAAAUACAUUUGAGCAAUAUUGAAAAUCCCUCUAUUUAAGGUUGUAUCAUAUUUUUAAGAUUGCCUAGAUGGGUAAUUAAUCUCUAACCUAUUUCUUGAAGAGCCUAGAAGAGACUCUACAGCUUUUAUUUUGCCAUUACUGGGUAUUUUGUUAAAACAUAUCCUCUAGCCGUUCCAUUUGCUUAUCCGAGAUGCAAGAAUGCUUGGCAGUUCUGAGUUUAAAAAUUCUUAGUAGCUUAUUUGAGUUUUUAAAUGACAUUCCAGCCUACUUUGGGUUUCUUGGUGCGAAGAAAGGUGUGAUAUUUGUAAGUUACUGUUUCUAAUCUAGAAAUUCCCUUUUCUGUUCGAUCGUUGCCUGAGUUGUUUUUAAAUGAAUGUUAUGGGCUCGAUACAAGUUAAGCUCAACUGACAGCAUUUGUGGCAAAAAUAAAUAUUGACUCAUCCCUCCUUUUAAUUAAUCAAAUAUACAAAUCUGGGUUACAUUGAGGCACUUUUAAUGGAAGUGAAUGUGGCCAAUCCGUUAACAUUAAAAUACUCACCAUUUGAAAAGUAUAGCCAAACAAGAUGUAAACGAUGUGCGUGUUAACAGCUUACAUUUUAUUUUUGUUUUUUAUUAAUUUACAUAAGAUCCAGUAUCAAUGAAGGUGUAACUGCUGAAAUGACAGUAAAACAAUUAUUUAAACAAAAUUUUAACAGACAAAUUAAUAUAAGUGCUUUUAUAAAAUGAUAAGCUUCACAUUUCUGCUUUUAAACCCUUUAAGCUCUGAAGGUGUUUUUAAAGAUUUCCUGUUUCAAUGGCAUACCCAAAAUUAAAGGCUUAUAAAUCUAUAAAAAGGUCAAGUGUCUUGUAUCAUUGUAAAGAAAAGUUAAAUAUUCCCUCAUUCUAAGUAACUGCUGAAAGUUCACAAACAAACUUGAGCCAAAAAUGUACUCUUUUUAUUUUUCUUAUUUGACAUUAAAUAUCUCUGGGUGUAAAUAAUCUGGCUGCAAAAAAUAUUUAUUUUGUUCCCAAUCAUGUCAACUUUAACUGAGAAAAAAAAAUGGAAUGAUACAAAGCAAUCAAAAGUUAUAGCAUUACAAAACUUAUUUAUCAUAGUCUCCAAAAACGUCUCGGUGUGUCCAAAAGCCUCUCCAAACAAAUAAAACAUUAUAACUGUACAUAAGAACUAAUUACACAUGCAAACACAACAAUGACUGAAGGUUUGCAUAGCAUGCACACAUGAGUUUAGUAAUGAGAUUUCACAGAAUCAGUGUCUUUUGACUCAACGAGUCUGCAUCGAGUCGUGGCGCCAUCUCCUGGUGGCCGUUUGUAAUUUUGUGCUUCAUGUGGAUUAUCUAAUGAUCUGUGCAUCUGAUUACAUUGUGUGUGUGUGUUCUUGUGAAAGAUAAACACCUAUAUAAAAUUAUAUGUGAUAUUUUAUGUUCCGUUUAUUUUUCGUGAAGUUAAAAGCGAAAAUGUGGCAUAUAAGCAACAACUGCUCACAUGAAACAUAAAUGUCAAAGGGAUAUGCUUAGCUAUUACUCGUUCGAUUUUUGUCUAGCGAACAAAUAUGCUGGCUGUAUUCUACUCUUUGAGAGCUUUCCAACAACAUAUGACACAUGGCUAUUAGAUGAGUUGAAUAUUUUUACUGACUGCAAAAUAUGUACAGUGUAAAUGUUUUAAUAAAUUAUCAAAAUGUAUCACUUCUCAUUUGUCUUGAAAUUUCAAAGCACUUUUUCAGUUUUGGUCAUAAUGCCUGCAUGCAUUGGGAGCUUCUAAGCUUUCAAACGAUACCUAUUUUGGUCAAGACAGUUAAUAUUUUAUAUUAAUAUUUUUUUUCUCGUCAGCAGGCCCAUCUGAGCUUAAAGGGUUAUUCCCUCCAAAAAUUGGCCCCAUUCACUUCCAUUGUAAGUGUCUCACUGUAACCUUUUUUUUUUUACUUUUUUAAAAAGAGGGACGAGUAUAUUUCUUUUUUUUUCUUUUGGGGUAAUCCACAUUAUGCCAAAAAAAACACUGUCGAUUGAGUUUAACCCAGAAUAUUCCUUUAAGCUGUUGCAUACAUUUAAGUUAGUUCUCAUUUCUGUUGCUGUUAUUAUAACCUAUUAGCUUACAUUAAAAUUUACUCCAAGAGUACUCCUCCACUGUGUAAAUAUAUGUUUCUGUUGUUGAAAUAAGUUGUACUGUUUAUUCUGUUGUAAAAGACAAUUUAUAUGGAACAAAUUAAUCAAUGUAUAUUAAAAAAAAAAAUCCUUUUCUUGUUUUACUCUAUUUAUCAUACAAAAUAUUGACAUUUUUGGAUAGGUUAGCGAUUACACUAAAUUAAUAUGUAAUUUCUGAAUAAACUCAGUUGCUGGCAGAUUUCAGUUCUUCAGGUACAAACAUAGAUGUUACCAGGGAUUCAUAUAGACUUUACUUCUGACCAGCCAUUUGUGAUAGUUAAGAUUCAAAUCUUCUCUGUAUUGUACACGAGCCAUUGAACGCUCUAGAUAUCAACUGUUUCAUAAGAAAUAAACACAA
Messenger RNA from Xyrauchen texanus (razorback sucker), 7248 nucleotides. RefSeq names its product metal transporter CNNM3-like. The transcript has 9 exons. The record is from RefSeq and is a predicted model, not a curated record. Gene Ontology annotation, cellular component: plasma membrane. Gene Ontology annotation, biological process: transport; magnesium ion homeostasis. Gene Ontology annotation, molecular function: transmembrane transporter activity. Bases 14 to 2275 code for a protein of 753 amino acids. NCBI's taxonomy places the organism in Eukaryota, Metazoa, Chordata, Actinopteri, Cypriniformes, Catostomidae.